This is a messenger RNA of Drosophila albomicans, 946 nucleotides long. RefSeq names its product farnesol dehydrogenase. The transcript is spliced from 2 exons. Lineage: Eukaryota; Metazoa; Arthropoda; Insecta; Diptera; Drosophilidae. The record is from RefSeq and is a predicted model, not a curated record. The coding region runs from base 78 to 830 and encodes 250 amino acids.
UCAUUCAGUCAGUGUCGAGCAGUCGAGCACAUAAAACCGACUUGAUUUCUGAUCCAUAAAUUCAUUCUUUAAUUAUUAUGGACCGCUGGCAAAAUCGCGUUGCAGUCGUAACUGGUGCAAGUUCGGGAAUUGGUGCCGAAUGCUGCAAGGAUCUGGUGGCCAAGGGCAUGAUUGUUGUGGGUCUGGCACGUCGUGUUGAUCGACUGGAGGAAUUAAAGGCAGCACUGCCCGCUGAUCAGUCGUCUCGUUUUUAUGGACGCCAGUGUGAUGUCAGCGUUGAGCAACAGGUCAUUGACUCGUUUGCCUGGGUCAAUGAGACUCUAGGUGGGGCAGAUGUGCUGAUUAAUAAUGCUGGAAUUAUUCGCCGCAUUCAUUUAAUCGAUGAAGGGAAUAGUGCCGAUAUACUCAAUAUAAUCAAUACGAAUCUGUUGGGCGUCACCUGGUGCACUCGCGAGGCUUUUCUCUCCAUGAAGAAACGCAAGAUUAAUGAUGGCCACGUUGUGAUUAUCAAUAGCAUAGCUGGUCAUGGCGUUCCCAUGGUUCCUGGCUAUAGUUUAAAUAUGUAUGCACCUUCGAAGCAUGCCAUCACUGCGCUGACUGAAGUGCUGCGUCAAGAGUUUAUGAACAAAGCCACCUUGACCAAGAUUACAAGCAUCAGCCCCGGUGUCGUUAACACCGAGAUCUUUGACGAAACAUCUCCAGAAAUAAUCGCCGGAAUGCCAAUGCUGCGUUCGGAAGAUGUCGCCGAUGCUGUCACCUAUUGCAUUCAGACACCGCCUCAUGUGCAGAUUCAUGAACUGACCAUUAAACCGAUUGGGGAAAAGUUUUAAGCACUUUGAUUAAUUGUUUUUAACCUGUAAAGUUCACAAUUGUGAAUUUCCCAAAGUGAAGUGUAUUGAAUGUAGCGGCCAUUAAAUAUUCGAAAAUAAAAUCGAUUUACUAACGU